AUGUGUAUUGGCACGAUUAUCUACACAAACGAGUGCGACUAUUUAUGUUUGUUGGAACUAAGUGAGACACGCUGGUCGAGGAGCCCCGAGCUCCUCGACCCCUAUGUCGAUGCAGGGAUGCAACGACGAGGAGGUCCGUCCCCUCGACCCCUAUAUCGGGAUAUCGGCAUGACGUCGCCGACACGAGGUCAAGUCGACCUCCAACAGUCAAAACCUGCAAUAACAAUCAAGAUAUCACAUAUUCGAGCGAGAGAAGUCAUAGAAGCCUUCUACGACAGAUUUCAAUAA
Molecule: messenger RNA, 288 nt
Organism: Ustilago hordei
Lineage: Eukaryota; Fungi; Basidiomycota; Ustilaginomycetes; Ustilaginales; Ustilaginaceae
Exons: 1
Coding region: 1-288 (95 amino acids)
Source: RefSeq, a predicted model, not a curated record